This is a messenger RNA of Entamoeba histolytica HM-1:IMSS, 2019 nucleotides long. Its product is annotated as heat shock protein 70, putative. Gene Ontology annotation, biological process: protein refolding; cellular response to unfolded protein. Gene Ontology annotation, molecular function: ATP hydrolysis activity; heat shock protein binding; ATP-dependent protein folding chaperone. The coding region runs from base 1 to 2019 and encodes 672 amino acids. The record is from RefSeq and is a predicted model, not a curated record. The transcript has a single exon. NCBI's taxonomy places the organism in Eukaryota, Evosea, Mastigamoebida, Endamoebidae. Gene Ontology annotation, cellular component: cytoplasm.
AUGAGUUUACAUAAAUUAAAUGCACCUAUUCAUGUAGGAAUAGACCUAGGAAUAACACAUUCAUCUAUUGCUAUUUAUUCUGAAAAUGAGAAAAACCCAAUAGAAGUACUUGAAAUAUCAAAUAAUGAAUUUUCAAUACCAUCAUGGGUUGAAAUAUUUAAAGGAGGUGAUGGAUUAAAAAAGUACAAUGUUGGUAUUAGAGCAAAGACUAGUGGUGGUAUUUGUCUUCAUGACUCUAAAAGAUUAAUAGGAGAAACAGUUGAACAUUAUAAUGAACAAAAAAACUUAUUACCAAUUUUUACAUCAUUUGAAGUUUUAACAGACAAUAAUGAAAUAAAAAUGUGUGUUGAAGACCCUCUUGAUUCAUCAAAGCAAGAAAGUUUUUAUCCAAUCGAAGUAUCAGCAAUGGUUCUUAGAACAUUGUAUAAUAUACUUAUUAAAAGAAUUGGAAAUAGAAAAAUAGGAAAAGUAGUUGUUACUGUCCCUGUUUCUUUUACACCAAGACAAAAGAAAGAAACAAUUCAAGCUUGUAAAAUGGCAGGAUUUGAAGAUAUUACUUCAUUAGAAGAACCAUUUGCUUCAAUCUUGGAAUAUCAAAGAGAACAUCAUGUGAAAGAUAAAUCUAAAAUUAUUGUAAUUGACUGUGGAGGAGGAACAACAGAUGUUGCCUGUUGCAUUACACAUAGAGAUGGAAUGACAAAGUAUGAAAAACUAGACGAUGAAGAAAUCAGAAAUAGUAUUUUAGAUAAAGUAAAAGAAACUCUAAAAACAAAACCAGAUGAAUUAUAUUUAUUUGAACCAUCAAAAUGGUAUGAACUGCCAAGCACACGACAAUUAAAAAGAGAUGUUUAUUUGAGUAUUGACAAAUUAACAAGGUCUGCUUCUAGAAUAUUAAAUCAAGACAAACCAUUUACAUUUAAUACAUCUGAAAUAAAUCCAAAUUGGAAUAAUGAAAUAACAUUAAAACUAAAAGACUUUAGAAAACAACAAGAACCAAAUGCUCUAAAUGAAAUAAAAACAACAGAAUGUAUAUGUAAUGAAAGUGAUCUUAGUCUUGAUGGAAAUAAUUUUGAUGAUUCUCUCAUUAAAGUUAUUCUUGAUAAAAUCAAAGAGAGUGUUGAUGAUACUAGUUUUCAAAGACUCUUUGUUGUAAAAUCUUCUGAUAAUAAAUCAAUUAAAAAGAUGAAAUUAAAAGCAAUGAAACAAAUAAGAAAUAUUGCUGAAGAUGUCAAAAAAUCAUUUUCUGGCAAUUCAAGUUAUUCUCCAAUUGAUUUAUAUUCAAUUUGUAAUGAACUUAAUGACUCCAUAGAAGUCACAAGAGAAGAAUUUGAAGAACAAUGCAAGAAAGAUAGGCUUAUUGACAGAAUUAAAAGAUGUAUAGAAAAUGUGAUGAAAGGUGCACGUUGGAAUGUAAGUGAUGUAGAUUGUGUUUUACCAAUAGGUGGUUCGUGUUGUAUUCCAAUUGUUAAAAAAACAAUUUGUGAUAUGUUUGGAGAGAAGAAAAUUAUUGGAUUUGGUUCUGAUGGAUAUCUAAGUGUUGUGAAAGGAGCCUCUUAUAGAGCAUAUCAAUUAUCAUUAAAUAAAGAAGAUAAUAUAACACAAGUAAUGCCAUAUACACUUGGAUUUGGAUUGGUUAAUAAUGGGUUUAGUAUUUUUGCACCUAAAGGAAGAAAAUUACCAAUUACUUUUGAGGGUGUACGUGUUAAUGAAUAUGAUAAUCAGAAGGCUGUUAAUAUAUCAAUUUAUAGAGGAGAAGGACAGAAAACAAAUGAUGAAGGAAUGGAACUUGUCACAGAAGUAACAAUAGAAAGACUUCCACCUGGAUUAAAAGCAGGAGAAUUAAAAAUAAUUUACAAAACAACAAUAAACAGAAGUGGUCUUGUUGAAGUUGAGAUAUUUAAUAAAGAGACAGGGAAGUAUCUUGAAAAAAUGAGAGCAUUUGUGAAUUUAGGAUUUGAUGAGGAAAAACUGAAAAAAAUUCAACAACAUCUUGAACCUUACAUCAAAAAUUCUGAAUAA